GUCCUCAUUUCACAUAAAGCAGGUGUAGUUUGUCAUGGUUAUUUUCAGGCUCUAGGGAAGCAAGUUGCUUGAAUCAGACACGACAUCCAGCUGCGCAGACUUCAGGAAAGCCAUUCAGCAGACUUCAGCAGAGAUGGAUCAAAUGGCUUGGCUCUAAAAACCUUCCCCAGAGCAGAGGAGCACCCACUCCCAAGAUGCUGCCACCCUGCCUUCUGAGAAGAGCCAUCCUUACAGUUCCUUUAGUUUUUGUGGUUGUACUACUCUUCAUGGAGCCUGUUAGAGCUGAUCAAGAAGCAGGAACAGCCAUACCAGCUGAAAGCCGUCCCUGUGUUGAUUGCCAUGCAUUUGAGUUCAUGCAGAGGGCUCUGCAGGAUUUAAAGAAGACAGCAUAUAACCUAGACACACGGACAGAAACUCUGCUUCUUCAGGUGGAAAAGAGAAAUCUGUGUGACUGUGUAGCUGCCAAUCUACUGAACUGAAUCUUGGAGGCCACCAAGGAGAGUCACCUGUUCAGCAGUUUUUAAAAUGCAGCUGUAUAAAAUACAGCUUUAUGGAAUUCAUGUUGCAAGCAUGUAUGCCCCAAUGUACUGAUGAAACUGGGGGCCUGUGUCUUAUGUAUUUGUCUUCUAUGUAUUUUUUUAAAAGAGUACCCUCUUUUUUUCACACUUGCUGGAUUGCCAGUAAUGUCUCAAUUCAAUAAAUCUAUUACUUAAUAUUAGAGUGGGGGGGAAAUGUACCUGCUUUGAUUUUUAAAUCAGAGUUUACCAAGUGUAACCCACAAGAUAAAUUUGGCCAACAGUGCUGUAGAGACACUUGCAGCUGUUUUUUGUCUCCAAUAUGAACAUAUCUCUGUGGUAACUUACCCAGUUAUAUUGAGACAGGACACUGUGGUCUCUGUAGGCUUUGCUUGUGUAUUAAAGAUGAUAGAAGUCCUUUC
Manacus vitellinus (golden-collared manakin) is the source of this 937-nucleotide messenger RNA. RefSeq names its product neuropeptide-like protein C4orf48 homolog. The record is from RefSeq and is a predicted model, not a curated record. Lineage: Eukaryota; Metazoa; Chordata; Aves; Passeriformes; Pipridae. The coding region runs from base 195 to 479 and encodes 94 amino acids. The transcript is spliced from 4 exons.